CCCCCCCCUCCUCCGCCAGCCCCCUCCCCCGUGCCUGGCCGCCCGUCUCUUCCUCUCCUUCCCUCCGGCCGCUGCUCCCGCCUGACCAAUGCUCCGCUCGGUGUCCGCCUUCUCGACUGCCCGCUCGGCCGCACGCGCGGUCUUCGCCGCGCCGCGUGCCGCGACCGCCGUGCGCGCCUUCAGCGCCUCCACUCCCCCGGCCUCGGAGGAGGGCGUGCGCGACUCGCCGGUCUGGCAGCUGGGCAAGAUCAACCACAUCGCCAUCGCCGUGCCCAACCUCAAGGACACCUCCUUUUUCUACCGCGACAUCCUGCGCGCGUCGCAUGUCAGCGAGGAGCAGAACCUCCCCGAGCAUGGCGUCACCACGGUUUUCAUCCACCCCGGCCAGGACAAGUCCCAGACUCUGAUCGAGCUGCUGCACCCGUACCCGGCCGACUCGACCACCUCCCCGAUCAGCAGCUUCCUGGCGCGCAACCCCCAGGGUGGCAUCCACCAUGUGUGCCUCGAGGUGAAUGACAUCCAGGCGGCCUGCGCCUCGCUCCGCGAGAAGGGCAUCCGCCUGCUGUACGACGCCCCGAAGAUCGGUGCCCACGGCAAGCCGGUCAUGUUCAUCCACCCGAAGGACUGCAAUGGCGUGCUGGUCGAGCUGGAGCAGGAGUAACCCCCCCCCCCCCCCCUCCC
This is a messenger RNA of Fonticula alba, 681 nucleotides long. Its product is annotated as methylmalonyl-CoA/ethylmalonyl-CoA epimerase. The coding region runs from base 89 to 661 and encodes 190 amino acids. Lineage: Eukaryota; Rotosphaerida; Fonticulaceae. The transcript is spliced from 2 exons. Gene Ontology annotation, biological process: L-methylmalonyl-CoA metabolic process. Gene Ontology annotation, cellular component: mitochondrion. The record is from RefSeq and is a predicted model, not a curated record. Gene Ontology annotation, molecular function: methylmalonyl-CoA epimerase activity.